AUGUCCGUCACAAUUGCGUCAACCACGUCUACUCUGCCCCCCGAACAAGACGUCACAAGUCUGCCAUCCUCUCCUCCUCCUCCUCCACCGCUCGCGUCUUCGCCAUCGCCAUUGAGUCGACUGCACCAGAAACCGAUAUCAGUCACGCUCACGGGCUUCAGCAUCUUCACCCUCUCCGCCUCCCUCCUCGUAUCAAUCCACUGGCUGGGAUCGACCCUCACCCAGUGUCUCAUUCUCGCGGCGCCCCUCCUCGUGCUCGUCCACAACGACUACGAAAACUUCCUCAACCUCGGCCCCGGGGGCACGCCCCACACCUUCUACGGCUACCUGCAGAUAUCGUGGUGGCGCCUCUGGGCUCUCCGCGAUCCCUUCACGCCGCCGGCCCACCUCGCCGUCAACCAUGCCUCGGCCUCGGGCGUGCUGCGCUCCCAGAACCUGCCCUACCGCCCCGGCCCACGGCCGCGAGUCGUGGGCAUCGCUCCCCAGCGACAGUUGGACCAGCACGGCGCUCGGAAUGGCUACCAGACGCUGCGCGCGGCAAUGGUGAAGCUGGGGGACGGGAGUCCCCUCAAGUUCGGGACGGAGAGGUCGUGUGUGGAAAAGCACGGGCUGGCCUUGUUUGCGAAACAUGCGCUGCGGACCAACUGCCAGGGCGAGAUUGUCCACGUCCACGACUCGGAUCACUCCAUGCACAUGUGUUUGCAUCCGGAUGACAUCGGCGAGGUCCUGGGCAAGGGAUGGGGGCAGAUGCAUCCGCUUGCGAGAAAGCGCUGGUUUCUGCAGAUGCCCGUCGCGGCGAAUUUUGUCAUGAUCUAUGCUCCGAGGAAUGAGCAUGAGCUGCAAGUCGUCUAUAGAAUCAUCGAAGCGGCCAUCUGGUACAUUUCGGAGGAGAAGGCCUCGCUGUCUUAG
This is a messenger RNA of Metarhizium album ARSEF 1941, 909 nucleotides long. RefSeq lists its product as uncharacterized. NCBI's taxonomy places the organism in Eukaryota, Fungi, Ascomycota, Sordariomycetes, Hypocreales, Clavicipitaceae. The transcript has 2 exons. The coding region runs from base 1 to 909 and encodes 302 amino acids. The record is from RefSeq and is a predicted model, not a curated record.